AUGUUUGCGAAUGAAACUCUCAAAGUCCUUAAUCACUAUCGCGCGAAAAGACACAGCUCAAGCCUCACUUUAGUGCAAAAACGUGGUAUGCGAGAGGUACGAGAGCUGAUAAGGUUGAAAACCAUAAGACUAUCCGUUAGUGAUAAGGGUGGAGAGUUUGUCGUAAUUCCUUAUCAGUUAGAUGUGGAGGUAACGAAAAAGCAUCUUGAAGAUGCUUCGCUUUAUCACCCAUCAUCUGAGAAGGAAUUUAAAAGAAAAUACCGAAAAUUGAACCACGAAUGGGCCAAAAUGGCAAGGGCUGCUGGUUCAAAACCAUCAGUUAUCUCUCAACUUAAAGUUGCUUUACCAACUGUCUUGUACUUACUUAUAAAAACUCAUAAGUUAGUAUCCAGCGAUGAUCUUGCGUCUAACGAUCCAUCACUAUUUAAGGUUAGACCUAUCAUUAGCCGCGUAGACGGGCCAACGGACAGGAUAACAUGGUUUUUAACCCUAAUAUUUAACCAGUUGUUGAAACACAUUCCAGCCCAUCUUACGAAUACCCAGAUGUUUCUGGAUCGUCUACGUACUGCGCAGCCCAACAGCGGGUGCGUUAUGGAGUCCCUCGACGUUACCGCCCUUUAUACAAACGUGUCGAAUGACUCCGCAAUGCAAGCCGUACUUGAACUCCUUAUGCAACACGAAGGAGAAAUAAAUAUGUAUGGCUUCAAGAUAGAGCAGUUGAUGGCACUCUUAAAAGAAUGCUUGAGCUGCUCAAUCUUCAGAUGGUCCGGAAAGUACUACGCUCAAAUAAGAGGGUUGGCAAUGGGACAACGACUGGCUCCAAGCCUUGCCAUUGCNACAUUCCAGCCCAUCUUACGAAUACCCAGAUGUUUCUGGAUCGUCUACGUACUGCGCAGCCCAACAGCGGGUGCGUGA
Molecule: messenger RNA, 915 nt
Organism: Angiostrongylus costaricensis
Lineage: Eukaryota; Metazoa; Nematoda; Chromadorea; Rhabditida; Metastrongylidae
Source: the annotation of a GenBank genome assembly